Messenger RNA from Polyodon spathula (Mississippi paddlefish), 615 nucleotides. Its product is annotated as homeobox expressed in ES cells 1-like. The transcript has 4 exons. Gene Ontology annotation, biological process: forebrain development; regulation of transcription by RNA polymerase II; pituitary gland development. Gene Ontology annotation, cellular component: nucleus. Gene Ontology annotation, molecular function: RNA polymerase II cis-regulatory region sequence-specific DNA binding; DNA-binding transcription repressor activity, RNA polymerase II-specific. Bases 50 to 574 code for a protein of 174 amino acids. The record is from RefSeq and is a predicted model, not a curated record. NCBI's taxonomy places the organism in Eukaryota, Metazoa, Chordata, Actinopteri, Acipenseriformes, Polyodontidae.
UGCAGUAUAGCAGGUAUAUUUCCUCGUGCUGGUUAUCGACGGUGCCACCAUGUCCUCUUCAGCGCAAUUUCAUACAGUGCUGAGUGACAGGAAGACUACGUUUACUAUUGAGAGUAUACUGGGACUCGACAGAAAGAAGGAAUGUGCUCCCUCAGCAAAACCGCACAAGCCGUGGAUUGGUCCAGGCAUCAGCCAGCAACAAGAUGCGCCUCCUGUAACGCCGGAGCUCAUCCUAUUGCCGCAGGUGAAAGUUCAAGAAGACGAAAAUGUCGUCUACAAUAAGCUGCACUGCUCAGAGUCAUACAAACAAGCUUUGAACUGGUACAUAGGCAGAAGGCCCAGGACGGCUUUUAGUGGAGCCCAGAUCGAGGUGCUGGAGAGUGUGUUCAGAGUGAACUCCUACCCUGGGAUCGAUGUGAGGGAGGAGCUGGCGUGCAAACUGGAGCUGGAUGAGGACCGCAUCCAGAUUUGGUUCCAGAAUCGGCGUGCUAAAUUGAAACGGUCUCGCAGAGAGUCUCGGUUCCUCCUAGUGAAGAAGGUCUUCACAGCUCUGCAGGACCUGGCAGAGCCUUGACAUGCACCUCUGUAAUCUGACACCCUCCUGCCACAGCUGGA